AUGAUGCUUAUAUUCUGCUUCAUUAUGACGUUAUCUUUAAUACUGAAUCCCCGGGAAAAUCGUUUCAAGUGUUCAGCCAUUAAGGUUGAUUGGGCGCUUACGCCCCCCAUUGGCUCCACCGCCCCCCGUUCCAGCCAAUCAGGACGCAGGAAAGAGGAGGGACAAGGUAUAAAGGGGCAAGUUGCACAUUCCAGAUCUAUAGUCCUUCCCGCUUCCGUUGAGUGGUCGUUUAGCACACCAAACCAGUUCAGUAUGCGCAGCAGCCACCUCCUCGUCGCCGUCCUCAGCCUCUCGUGGCUCGUGGCCGCCGAGGGCAUCAUCGUCCUCGCCGGCGCCGCAGCCGUUGGCGCGGCCGCCCUGGCCGUCGGUGGGCUGGCUGCCCUCAAGGGCGCAGCCAUCGUAGGAUACGCAGCUGGAAGGCACCACCGCCGCUACCACGGGCGCUCCUACGGCCACUACAGGCAGCCAUAUUACAAGUACCACCGCCACGGUCGCUCCGUCGACCCUGCUGCUGACGAAGGUGAGGACCUCCUCCUGGCCACCGUCGGGCAGCUCGACCCCAACGGCUGUAUCCUCAAGAUGCUCUGCCAGCUCCAGACCAAGGAGGAGUCGACCCUCACCCUCGAGGAGGACCUCCUGCUGGGCAUGUUCGCCAACAGCACUGAGACGCUGUCCUCCUUCAAUGCCGCCUUCGUCUACGCCACCGACAUCGGCUCGAAGACCCGCGACCCGUCCGUCUGCAAGAAGUUCUUCCCCAAGUGUCCGCUGGGAGACCAGGAGCUCGAAGGCCUCCUGCAGAUGGCCUGGGGGUGCGGCGCCGCCUUCCUGGAGCAGCCUGAGGAAGUCCAGACGGACGCCGUCUGAGGACACCGCGGAGAACACCUUGGGGAGAGAUUAUUUUUUCUAGUAUUUUUUAACAUAGUUUUCUUUUCAUCUAAUUUUGUAUGAAUUUUUGACAUAAAAUAA
Molecule: messenger RNA, 966 nt
Organism: Penaeus vannamei (Pacific white shrimp)
Lineage: Eukaryota; Metazoa; Arthropoda; Malacostraca; Decapoda; Penaeidae
Source: RefSeq, a predicted model, not a curated record